Molecule: messenger RNA, 1175 nt
Organism: Cyprinodon variegatus (sheepshead minnow)
Lineage: Eukaryota; Metazoa; Chordata; Actinopteri; Cyprinodontiformes; Cyprinodontidae
Product: serine-aspartate repeat-containing protein I-like
Exons: 3
Coding region: 66-1175 (369 amino acids)
Source: RefSeq, a predicted model, not a curated record
CUACUUCACAGGCCUAUAAAACAGUUAAUGGUGACACUGAACGUUACGAGGACAGACUGGCCAACAUGAGCUCCAAGGAGAAAGCUGAAGUUACAUCAGAAACUGCAUCUUCUGCAGUUGACCCCAGCACAGCAAAGGAGGAACCUGCUUCAGGAGCAGAGAUUACAGCCCAAUCUGUCGCCACUUCCCCAGAACCAGAGGCUGAACCGACAGCUGAGGCCAUCUCAGAAGAUCCAGUAGCUGCAGAGACCUCUGAGGUAGCUGUAACUGAUGCUGAACUGACAGCUGAGGCCGCCUCAGAAGAACCAGCAGCGGCAGAGAUGUCUGAAGUAGCUGUUACAGAGGCUGAGCCGGCAGAUGCAGAAGAAGCUGAUCCAGCUGCAGAGGAAGAGACAGCUCCUGAAGCUGCCCCUGAAGUUGCAGCCGUGCCACCUGCUGAGGAUGCAGAAGCAGAGAGCGCCGCUGUGAAGGCGUUGGCUACCUCCACCCUGGAGAUCAUUAACGCCUUUGUGGGUGACGACAGCUUGAUGAACGCCCUGCACCAAAUGGAAACUGAUGGAAAUCAGCCAAACUCCUUCAUGGAGGUUCUUGAACCAGAAGCUCUGGAGGCAAUCUCAGAAGUGGCCACGACGGAAACAUCUGGAGAGGCAGCUGUUGUUCGUGAGGAAGAGAAGUGGGCUGAUGUUGAAGAGGUGACACAUGGUCUAACCAUUGAAGAAUUAUCUGCAGAGGAAGAGGAAGAAAGAGAAUCUUCACUUCCUGAGGAAAUCCCUGAGGCUGAAGGCAUCUUUAUGAUGCCUGAUUCUUCUCCUAAUGAAACACUUUCCCCAUCAGAGGAAGAUCUUUCCUCUUGUGAUGAAUCUUCACAUAUUGAGGAGGUUAUUAUCAAUGCAGGAGCAACACCAGAGGAGGAGGAGACACAGUCUGAGCAGAUCACACCUGGGACAGUCGGUGAGACGACUCAGCUGGCUGCAGCCUCCACUGAAGCAAACCUAGAGGCUCUCUCAGCUACAGAACAACAAGCUUCAUUACCUGCAGUUCUAAAGGCUGAAAAAGAACCUUGCCACAACUGCCACACUUCAUCAUCAAGCAACGAGGCGGCGCCACCUGCUGCUCUGGGAGAGGAUGUGCCUGAUACAGACAUCCCUCUGGAAGAUAGGAGCCCUCGCCACUGA